AGCUGGGGAAACCCCACAUCGCACAGACACAUGCAAUGUUGUCAUUUUUGGAGAAUCCGGGGCUGGUAAAAGUUCCUUGGUCAAUUUGAUCGCUGGGAAGGACGUAGCGAUGACAUCCUCAGAUACUGGGGGAUGUACAUCCAGAACCAGUACGCACGAGAUUUUAAUUCAGAACGAGACGUUGAAGGUCUUGACGAGGAUCCUCGAGGUGCAGUGCCAGAUAAGGAUGCUCGAAGAAUAUUGAAGAAGCUAGUUCAAACUUUGAUGAAGCAAGGCGACCUUCAUCUCAUCAUUUACUGUGUGCGGGGUGAGAAUGUGAUUCAGACACUCCACCGGAACUACGAGUUCAUUCGGUCCCAAGUCGAGAUGAAAGUUCCGAUUGUCCUUGUCGUCACAUCUUUGGAAUCCUACGAACCAGACAUGGAAGAGUGGUGGAGGUUGAACAAGAACACCAUCUCAAACGUUGGGAUGACCUUUAAUGGCCACGCAUGUGUCACCACAGGGAUGAUCACACAAUCUAAUGUGACCGAACAUUGCCGCAACCAGUCGUACAAUGCUGUCUGCAAGCUCAUCGAACAGUGUCGCCUGUCGAAUGAUACAGUGAUUCACACUGGAGCGUCACGAGACACUACUCACAACAUCCCUUCUAAAUUGGCUGCGAGUAGCAACAGGCAUACAAAUAUCGUCCUCUUUGGGCAGGUAGGGGCAGGCAAAAGCUCGCUCGUCAAUCUCAUGGCGGGAAAGAACGUGGCAAGAACAUCUAGUGACAUGAGAUCCUGCACAUUGCACUGGCAAGAAUAUCCCAUCAAAUUUGACGACAAGUCUUAUAAUGUGUUCGAUACCGUUGGACUGGAGGAACCACAGCUGGGAAUCCCACAGUACCUCGAUGCUGUCGAGAAUGCCUACACACUCAUUCAGAAUCUGGAGAGACGAGGCGGCAUUGAUCUACUUCUGCUCUGCAUGCGCGCAGGCAGACUCACUCCUACGCUUCAAACCAAUUACCGGCUCUUUCACGAAUUCCUCUGCGACAAGAAGGUUCCCAUCGUUGUGGUGAUCACGUACCUUGAAAAUGAGGUCGGAGAAAUGGAUGACUGGUGGAAGAGAAACCAAUACGCUUUCGAUGGACGGGAGAUCUAUGUCGCUGGUCACGCGUGCAUCACUGCCAUCCGAGGCAAUUAUCCAGACCGGUAUGCCCAAUCGCGCACCACGAUCCGCAAGCUUGUUGCUGCUGACGGGCAGAAGGAGGCAUGGAAAGGAGGAGACAGUACGUUCGUGUUGUUCGUGCGUAAGCUGACGGGGCUACUUGUGGGGAAGGAACAAUCGCGUAUGAGGAAGAAUAUGAUGUCUUGCCUCACCAAGCGUUGCGGUCUGUCUCCAGAUGUCGCAAAACAGUUAGCUGAUAGGAUUCAGAAUGGUAUGGUGUGGUAGAAGGAGCAACUUGACUU
Suillus subalutaceus is the source of this 1445-nucleotide messenger RNA. RefSeq names its product P-loop containing nucleoside triphosphate hydrolase protein. The record is from RefSeq and is a predicted model, not a curated record. The transcript is spliced from 3 exons. Gene Ontology annotation, molecular function: GTP binding. Lineage: Eukaryota; Fungi; Basidiomycota; Agaricomycetes; Boletales; Suillaceae. Bases 133 to 1428 code for a protein of 431 amino acids.